UUGCACGCAGCAACUAACGUAGCCGCGCGCUGUGCAAAGCUCUGCCAGAUCAUCGUGCUACAGUUAUAACAAAGUUUUCACGCGUCGCUUGGCUUGCGUCUUGGUCCCUUGUCUCAGUGGCCGAGGCUAUCGUCUGUGAGCUGGAGCGGAGCGGGGCAGUGCGGUGCAGUGUCCACUUACAAAUAGUGCGCUGCGCGAGGAGGCACGGGGACAGAAAAAACAUUCGACCCUAGAGAGACAGCAUAGAGAGAGAGACCUGAGAAAUCUGCGCAGCAGUCAGAGACUGACACUGAGUUACUGGACUUUUUGGAUAUGAGAACGCAAACUGGGAUUACUCUUAUCUUUACCUUUAUUUCGCGUUUUCUUUCCACGAGCCACAACAACGCUCACCUUCUUCUUCAGACAGGUUGAGAAUCGCAGCUUCGCUCUUGCUAGAUGAACGGGAGUAGUUGGAGACUUCGCUUGGUGUGUCUCUCCGAUGCGAUUGGCUCACGGCCCAACAGGAAGUGAGCAACACCCCACCUCCCCAUGGCUCCACCCUCGGUGGGUCGCUCCUCCCUUACCCAGCAUGUUGUGCUGCUUCUGCAGUGCAUUCUAGUCCUGCAGACUGGGGGUGUGGUCGGCAGGAGAGGGCCGGUGCUGCUGCCUGAGUCACCCUGUCACCGGGCGGAACACCCCCUUAUCUCACACACAGAUAUGGAGCCGUGGAUUCACAGGUUCCGGGCUGAGGGCACAGUGGAUUACUCUCAGCUAACCUUUGACCCCAGCCAGAACGAACUGAUAGUCGGAGCCAGAAACCACCUGUUCAGACUCAAUCUGAAGGACCUCUCGUUGAUCCAGGAGGUGGAAUGGCACUGUGAUGAGUUCACUAAAGGUGCCUGCUUCAGCCGGGGCAAGUCAGAGGAGGAAUGUCAGAACUACAUCAGAGUGUUGCUGGUGAAUGGAGACAGACUGUUUACAUGCGGGACCAACGCUUUCACACCCAUCUGCACCAACCGCACCCUGACCAACCUGACAGAGAUCCAUGACCAGAUCAGUGGGAUGGCACGUUGUCCCUACAACCCUCUCCAUAACUCCACAGCCCUGAUCACCUCCAGUGGAGAGCUAUAUGCUGCUACCGCCAUGGACUUCUCCGGCAGAGACCCUGCUAUCUACCGCAGUCUGGGGGGGCUGCCACCUCUACGCACCGCACAGUACAACUCCAAAUGGCUGAAUGAGCCUAACUUCAUCUCCUCCUACGAUAUCGGGAACUUCACCUACUUCUUCUUUCGGGAGAACGCGGUGGAACACGACUGCGGUCGGACUGUGUUCUCGCGCGCUGCCCGGGUCUGUAAGAACGACAUUGGAGGACGCUUCCUAUUGGAGGACACCUGGACCACGUUCAUGAAGGCACGGUUGAACUGCUCUCGACCGGGAGAGAUACCGUUCAACUAUAAUGAACUACAGGGGACGUUCUACCUGCCAGAGUUGGAACUGCUCUAUGGGAUCUUCACUACUAAUGUGAAUAGCAUAGCUGCAUCUGCAGUGUGUGCCUUCAACCUCAGUGCCAUCACCCGGGUGUUCGGUGGUCCCUUCAAGUACCAGGAGAACUCUCGCUCCGCCUGGCUACCCUACCCCAACCCUAACCCUGACUUCCAGUGUGGUACCAUAGACUAUGGCUCCUAUGUGAACCUGACAGAGAGGAACCUGCAGGAUGCCCAGAAGUUCCUGCUGAUGAACGAGGUGGUCCAGCCGGUCCAGCCUGUCCCUUACUUCAUGGAGGACAACGUCCGCUUCUCCCACGUAGCUGUGGAUGUGGUGCAGGGCAAAGACAUGCUGUUCCACAUCAUCUACCUGGCUACAGACUAUGGCACCAUCCGUAAGGUCCUGUCUCCUCUGAACCAGUCCAUGGGCAGCUGUCUAUUGGAUGAGAUUGAGUUGUUUCCGCCCAGGAGGAGACAGCCAAUCAGAAGCCUCCUGAUCCUGCACAGCACCAGUGAGCUGUAUGUCGGGGUCAGGGACCAGGUCAUCAAGAUACCACUGAUGAGAUGCAACUUUCACAAGACCAGAGAGGGGUGUGUGGGGGCGAGGGACCCCUACUGCGGCUGGGACUUGGUGUUAAGGAAGUGUACCACCCUGGAGGAGAGCGUCAGCAUGAGCCAAUGGGAACAGAGCAUCACACAAUGCCCUGUGCGUAAAGUGACGGUGGAUGGAGGGUUUGGGCAGUGGUCAGGCUGGGGGGCCUGUAGCCAGACUGAUGGGGGCAGUGCUGGUUCCUGUCUGUGUCGGACCAGGCCUUGUGAUAACCCCACACCCCAGUGUGGGGGUCAGUCCUGUCACGGACUCAGCGUGGAGGUCGCCAACUGCUCCAGGAACGGUGUGUGGAGCCCCUGGACUCUGUGGGUCCCCUGUAGCACCAGCUGUGGCAUUGGCUUCCAGGUCCGCCAGAGGUCCUGCAGCAACCCCACCCCGCGCCAUGGAGGACGAGUGUGUGUGGGGCAGAACAGAGAGGAAAGGUAUUGUAACGAGCACCUGCCUUGCCCGCCUCAUGUCUAUUGGUCGGCCUGGUCGGCAUGGGAACGCUGCACGGUGCCCUGCGGAGGCGGCAUCCAAUCACGCCGCAGGACCUGCGAGAACGGUAACGAGUGCCCCGGGUGCGCCCAGGAGUACCAGUCGUGUAACACCCUGCCGUGUCCUGACUUGAAGAAGACCACUCCCUGGACCCCCUGGAUGCCGGUCAACAUAUCGGACAACGGCGGUCACUACGAGCAGCGGUUCCGGUACACCUGUAAGGCCCGUGUCCCCGACCCUGAUCUGCUGGAGGUGGGCCGACAGAGGAUAGAGAUGCGAUACUGCUCCAGGGACGGCUCCACUGGAUGCUUCACUGACGGAGAUCUGCUGCGGUCGGGUAAGAUCUCCGGCCACACUGUGAACGGAGGCUGGACAUCCUGGAGCUCCUGGUCUCAGUGCAGUAGAGACUGCAGCCGAGGGAUACGUAGCCGUAAACGGUCCUGUACCUCCCCUGAACCACGCCACGGGGGACAGACCUGCCUGGGACCUGCUCAGGAGUACCAGGAGUGUAACAUCACACCCUGCCCAGUGGACGGUAGCUGGUCGUGCUGGUCUGGCUGGUCUAAGUGUUCAGUGACGUGUGGAGGGGGACACUAUAUGAGGACACGCACCUGCAACAACCCCCCACCAGCCUACGGAGGAGAUAUCUGUCUGGGACUACACACUGAGGAGGCUCUCUGUAACAUACAAUCAUGUCCAGAGAGUUGGUCUAACUGGUCCCAGUGGUCCCAGUGUGACAGUUCUGGCUCCCAGCUGCGUGUUCGACACUGUGACGUCCUGUUCCCUACUGGAAACCAAUGUUCAGGAAACCACACUGAGACCAGGACCUGCCCACCUGACUCCAACUUUAUACCGGAAGUCUCUAUCGCACGUUCGAGUCAGGAGGAGAGAAGAUGCGGAGAUUUCAACCUGUUCCAUAUGAUCGCUGUCGGCCUGAGUAGUUCUAUCCUGGGAUGUUUGGUCACCUUACUGGUGUACACCUACUGCCAGCGCUACCAGCAGCAGUCUCACGAAGCUACGGUCAUCCACCCCAUCUCAGCAACACCACUCAACACCUCCAUCACCAACCACAUCAACAAACUGGACAAAUACGACUCCGUGGAAGCCAUUAAGGCUUUCAAUAAGAACAACCUGAUUCUGGAGGAAAGAAAUAAGUACUUCAACCCCCAGCUAGCAGGGAAGACUUACACCAAUUCAUACUUCACUGACCUCAACAUGUAUGAUGACUAUUGACCCUUCAUUGGGCUACAGCACCGGGGAUACACACCCACACCACUCGUUAUGACAAUGUCCUAUAUUUUUCCACCUUGUGGUUCGUAAUGAAAUCUGUGACAUUUUAUGUGGGAUCCUCCCACUCUGGGACGCAUUGGCAGCUGCCAUCCAAUCAAAUUACAGCCAAACAGCAAAGUCAUCGAAGGGACAGGCCCAAUUUAUUUCCCCUCAAGUGCUCUGCUGGGGUUCACUGGGAAACUUCUAGUUUGGAAAAAAGAAAUCAACAGCAACAAGAUCUUGAUUUGAUUCUCACGAACAUGGAAACAACUGGAAUUUUGAUUUCCAUUGAAGGAAGGGAAAAAAGGGAAAAAGUUCUUUAAAAAAAUAAAAUAAUCAAAAGAACUUUCUGAAUGGGAAGGAUCCUGCUUUGAUUUCCUGUGAACUCUCUGGUUCCAUAACUGUGUCGGUUCCAGGGGAAGAAAACCACCAAACUGCUUUGCAUGAUUUCAUCUGUCACUCUGUUCAGUUUUGCAUGGUUGGUAGCAGUCCAGGGCUUGGGGCCUUGUAGGCAGGCAGGCGGGCCACUCACUGCUCUGUGGUCUCGGGAUUGGUUUGUCUGCUGUGCUAUUGUCCUACAGAGGACCCCAAAGGUGUGGCGUUAGUGAUGCCUGAUGAUUUCAACCCACCUAUAAUGCACUCAAUAGCUACCCCAGGUCGUUGUGGAUUUAAACCAAUUACAACUCUGCAUUAUUUUAGACUCUGUACCAUCUACCGUUGAGUAACUAGCCCUUUUGUUUAAAGAGGGGGUUGGUUAUUCAAAUAAAGACAGCUAUCUAUCAGGAUGUAGAUAUUUUAGAGCUGUGUCCAUUUUCUUUCUCUUACGGGGCUGGCGUUGGUGUAGCGGUUAGUGGUGGUUGAGAUAUCAGUGUAUAAUCUUUCUUGCUUUUUGUUGAUGUUAUUGUAUAGUAAAGCUCAUUUGGAAGCAUAUGUCUCAGUAUCUUUUAUAGGUCCAUUUCCUCAAUGUCAGUGUUAAAAACAAUACUUUUCUUUGUUAUGGCAAAGGAGUAAUGAAUUCAUGCAAGUAAAUUGGAGAAAUUUGGGAUGAAAAAAUGGCCAGGAAUAUAUAAGUAGAUCAUGUUCAAACUGUCAUCAUACUUUUUAUAUUUUUUAUCAUUUUGAAAUUCACAUUUGUUGAUUUGGCUGUUUGGCUAAGUUAAUUUGUUUGGCCUGGGGUUAUAGUAACAGAUAAAGAGAUAGAGCUUAACAAACAUUGUUCUCCAGAACCAGAAGUGGUACUUUUCAAGGUGAAACAUCUCUCUUUUGUUUAAAGAUGAUGUACAUCCAUAACUGCGUGAAAUAUUCAGUAUGUUGGUUUCUUCAAUGUUUUCAAUUGUAACUAACUUUUUUUUUUUUUACGUUUGCUUGUUUUAUUGUGGGUAAAUAAAA
This is a messenger RNA of Coregonus clupeaformis (lake whitefish), 5208 nucleotides long. RefSeq names its product semaphorin-5A. The record is from RefSeq and is a predicted model, not a curated record. The transcript has 22 exons. Lineage: Eukaryota; Metazoa; Chordata; Actinopteri; Salmoniformes; Salmonidae. Gene Ontology annotation, biological process: axon extension; negative regulation of axon extension involved in axon guidance; neural crest cell migration. Bases 529 to 3783 code for a protein of 1084 amino acids. Gene Ontology annotation, molecular function: semaphorin receptor binding; chemorepellent activity.